AAUAUAUUUAAUUAAAUUUUAAAAUAAUAAUCAUAAAUACAGGUUGAUUUUGAUUAAUUUUAAAUGUCUGGAAACAAUGAUGAUGCAUUUCAUCGAACUGGAUCAUUUCGUCGUGUCUUACCACCAGGAAAUGAUACAACUGGUAUAAGUGGUAUAGCAGUAAAAUCUACAAAUACCAAUAACUCCUAUAUUAAUGCAAAUUAUAUUCCUUUUUUCCUGGAGUAUACCCUCAUGUCUGAAUUUAAUAUUUUGAGCAAAAAAUUAAUACCAGGAGUAUAUGUUAUACCAGCCGAUAAAACUCCAUUCAUAUGGUUUGGAGUGAUUUUCCCAAGGUAUGGGCUUUAUAAAAAUGGAGUUUUCCGUUUUCGAUUACUUAUAGAUAGUAAUUGGCCAAACUGUGAUUGUCCCAAAGUAAUAUUUGAGACACCACUAUUUCAUCCAUUGGUCAAUCCAAUCACUGGAGAAAUGAAUAUUCAAUAUCAUUUCCCAGAGUGGAAAAAAGGAGUUAGUCGUAUUUGGCAUGUAAUAAAUCAUGUAUCAAAAUCAUUUUAUGAUAUACCCAGAACUAAAACUCCUGAAAAUUCAGAAGCUGCAGAAUUAUUGAAAACAGAUAAUGAAAAUUAUAUGAAAAAAUGUGAAGACUGUGUCAGGCAAAGUCAAAUUGAUAUAUAUAAGCAACCAAUGCAUUCAGAAAAUAUCGAUCCAAAUUAUUUGCUAUUUGAUGUUUAUGACGAAGAAAUUCAUGGAGCUAUAAGACGUUCAUGGCUUCAACAAAAAGAAAAUGACAACAAGACUCAACAUUUAUCUUGGGUACAACCUGGAUCAUUAGAACCAUUUUCUCGGCCAAAUACCUAAAAAAUUAAAUAUUUAUUAAAUUGUACAAUAUACUGUUUAUUAAUAUUUUAAUUAAAUAAGGUAUAUAAAAAAUUUAAAAAUUAUUUUUAACUUAA
Rhopalosiphum maidis (corn leaf aphid) is the source of this 950-nucleotide messenger RNA. Its product is annotated as AKT-interacting protein-like. Lineage: Eukaryota; Metazoa; Arthropoda; Insecta; Hemiptera; Aphididae. The coding region runs from base 64 to 855 and encodes 263 amino acids. The record is from RefSeq and is a predicted model, not a curated record. The transcript is spliced from 6 exons.